AAAAUAAAACAAUAAUACGUUUUGUCAAACGUAAUGUAGUAAUAGCUGUAUUGCUAAUAAACUCCAGUCCAGUCAGGGGCAGCAGUGAGCACAAGUGCUUCAUUACUCAAUACAAGAGAACAGCAACGAACACUGGAGUGGCUUUGAAAAUAUAUGAUUUCGGUCACCAAAAACAGUAAUAAGACAAUAAUGUCGUCUCUGGAGUCUGAGGUUGUGUCUGUUCUGGAGAUACUUGUAAAGACAACGGUAAAUGAAAUGGCGAAAGUCAUGGAGUUCUCAGGCAUAACGUUACUCCCACAAACUCACGACAAGUGUGUCACCCUGGACUUUAAGACACAGCUGAACUCUGUGUUGGAACGUAAUGCAAAGGAAGCCGUGGAGAAAAUAUGCCAGCUUUUCUCUGCCCUUCUGCAAAAAGAAAUGAGUCCAAGAGCACAGGAUGAGUUGAAAACAAGACUGAAGCAAGCUGAGAAGCAGCACAAGACUCUACAAGGAGAGACUAAUCUAAGUGACAGUUGUCUUCAAAGAAGUCAGUCCCCUGACCAUCUUACUCUAGUCUCUGCGGAGAACAUCGCCAUUGUUGUGAGCUUGGGACAAGAGGAGAUAGUAGAGACUGACCAUGAUGAAACACACACUAAAACACAGAAGACGGCAGUCAUUAGGGCAGAAAAGUCCGCGGAUUGUUCAGGAAACAGCAAGCAUCUUCAGUUCGUGGUGUUGCAGGACUAUGAUGCUGAGGACAUCAGCUGCACCGAAAUAAACAAUACUAAAAACUCCUCUGGGACUCAGGAUGAUGCGAAAUCAUCUAGAAGUUUGAGUGUUUCAAAAAGCAGAGGUGUGCGGGUGAGCCGGCAGAAGAAAGGUAAAACACUCAGCUGUAAACAAUGUAGGAGGAAAUUUGACUCGGUUGUUCUGUUGAGAGCUCAUAAGGUCGUUCAUGUGGCAGCAGAGAAACCCUUUAGCUGCUCGCAGUGUGGUCGGCGUUUUGGAAGUAAAGGCAGUUUAGAUGUACACCACCAGCUUCAUAAUGACAAGAGCCCUUAUGUUUGCAAUCAAUGCGGCAAGACCUUCACCGAACACAAACAGCUGAAGGGUCACCAGAGGAUUCAUAACGAAGACAAGACUUUCACGUGUCAAAUUUGUGGGAAGUCUUUUAAUCAAGCUUACUGUCUCAAGAAGCACCUGGUCGUGCAUUCGGGAGAGAAGCUGCAUAAAUGUGACCAAUGUGAGAAGAGCUUCAACUUUCGCAACAACCUACUUCGCCACAAGAGAAUCCAUACAGGCGAGAAGCCGUUCACCUGCCAGACGUGCGGACGAAGUUUCAACCAGCUCGACUCGCUGAAGGCACACCGUCUGACUCACACCCGCGAGAAACCACACAAAUGCAAAAUGUGCAAUCAGGGGUUUGUCCAGAAGUAUCUACUCCGGCUGCAUGAGGGAAAGUACGCAGGACAAAACGGACACCCCUGUUGUGUAUGCGGGAUAGUCUUGGGUUGCUUAAACGCCCUAAAAAUGCAUCUGCCGAUUCAUGAGGGACAGUUGCCGGUCAGUUGUACAGUGUGCAGGGAGACCCUUAGUUCUGUCAACACCUUGAAAACUCACCAACACAAACACUCUGUGACUAACAAACACAGCUGUUGUUUGUGCGGAAAGACCUUUAAGAGUGUGGCCGGUGUGAAAACUCACGAAAGGAUUCAUACGGGAGAAAAGCCUUUUAUCUGUUCUGUGUGCGGGAAGACAUUUCGGCAGCAGAACUGCCUUAAGGCUCACCUGACCUUACAUAGCGGUGAAAAACCUUUUAGUUGUGACGCAUGCGAGAAAGGUUUUUCCACCUUGGGAAACCUCCGUCGACAUCAGCGCAUACACACCGGAGAAAAGCCAUUCAAAUGCGCCGAGUGCGGGCGGGAAUUUAACCAGUCGAAUUCGCUCAAAGCUCACAUGCAUAUUCAUACAGGAGAGAAGCAGUAUGUGUGUGACAAGUGCGGGAAGAGUUUUGCUUAUCUCCGAAAUCUGAGGUCUCAUAAAUGUGUAUAAAUUUAAAGGGAUCAUUCACCUGAAAAAAAAAAUUCUGUCAUCGUUUUACUGUUGAUAUGGUAAACACCUUUGAAGUAUACUGACUUUUAUUGUAUUGACAAAAAAAGACAUUUCUAAACGUAUCUUAUUUUGUGUUCUAACAAAAAUGUGUAAAUGAAUAAAUGAUGGCAGAAUUGACACUUUUGGGGGAACUUUCCCUUUAAGUUAAAAGACAAGGUCAUAUGUGUCUUAAUUUCCAUAUGCUGAUUUCUACAAUUAGAUUUCAGUGUAAAGGAUCCCUUAAAGAGGUCAUAUGACGUUGCUAAAAAGAACAUUAUGUUGUGUAUUUGGUGUAAUGCAAUGUGUUUAUGCGGUUUAAGGUUAGAAAAUCACAUUAUUUUCUGCAUAAUGUACAUAAAUGUUGCUCCACUAUGCCCCACAUCAUAUGACCUCUUUAAACAUCUGUUUAGUGUACAGAUGAUCUUUAAAUUUAUAUUAAAUGAUCUGUUAAUACUUUGACAAACAAAUCAGUCAACAUAUUAUUUAGUAAUCUAGUAUUUUAAUAUCUAUUUAAAUGAUAUUAUCCUCUUUUUUCCUUUUGUUCCUUUGUAGGGCUGUUAGUUUGAUUUUAUUGCUCAAAAUGAAAAAAAUAAAAAACAACUGUAAUAAGAUUGUGGUUUGUGAUCUUGUUCUGAUCAAAUCAGAACAUCCAGUCAAAGCAAUGUUUCUUCUCAAGGAUUCAGUUCAUAUUGAGGUCAAUCUUAAAGGGACAGCUUACCCAAAUUCUGCCAUCAUUUACUCACGCACUUUUUUUUUUUUUUUUCUGAGGAACACAAACAGCUUUUUUUUUUUUUUUUUUAUAAUCCAUCUCUGUAAGUCCAUAUAAUGUAAGUGCUUGUAAGUGCUCCCUUAAAGUUGACUACACAAAAUGAACAUAAAAAAGUAAUCCAUAUGACCCCAGAUGUUAAAAUAAUGUCUUAUAAGAAAAAAAUAUGUUUGUGUGAGAAUUACCAUAAACCAUUACUUCCA
Messenger RNA from Carassius gibelio (silver crucian carp), 3042 nucleotides. Its product is annotated as gastrula zinc finger protein XlCGF57.1. The transcript has 4 exons. The record is from RefSeq and is a predicted model, not a curated record. Bases 154 to 2034 code for a protein of 626 amino acids. Gene Ontology annotation, cellular component: nucleus. NCBI's taxonomy places the organism in Eukaryota, Metazoa, Chordata, Actinopteri, Cypriniformes, Cyprinidae.